AUGCUCUUGACAGGGGCUGCGGGGCGACCCACCGCUCUACCGACCAGGCAUGCACAACCCAAAUUGACCGGCCAACCACCGUAUCCUUGGGCCUACUCCGCAAAACUUUGUUGGUCUCCGUCCAAGCACCGAACGGGUGCCGACACCUGCCAUGUUGUCACCGUCCCGUCGAUACCGCUGCGUACAGCGGCCCAGGCUCGGGCUCCCCCUGGGGCCAAGGCUUGUGGUGUGCAAACAUAUAUGACCGCCAGACAUGCUCGCUCGAUUCCCCACAUUCCAUCACCACUCGCUUUUGACGUCGCGUACAUACAUUACCAGCAAAGCCACUUGAUCAUCAUGGCUCCCAUCGCAGUUGAGCCCGUCCUGCCCGUUGUGGCGCCGGUUAAGACCGCCAGCACCAUCGUCGCCAAGGGCACCGCCAUGGACGCUAUCUCGGACAUGGUCGACGAGGUCAACGUCUACCGCGGUCAGCAUCCCGAGGCACCGCAGCCGCAGUCGUCCGAGGACGAGGCGUGGCGCACCGAGGGCUCCCAGUUCGACUCGGAGAAGGACAAGGCCGACUUCCGCCGCUACGAAGAUGCGCUCGACCACGUCAAGGCCUUCUACAAGACGCAGCACGAGAAGCAGACGGUGGCGUUCAACAUUGCUGCUCGCGAACGCUUCCUCAAGAACCACCACGCCAGCAUGACCGUCUGGGAGGCCAUCGAGAAGCUCGACACGCUCGUUGACGAGUCGGACCCCGACACGUCGCUCUCGCAGAUCCAGCACCUGCUGCAGACCGCCGAGGCGAUGCGUCGCGAUGGCAAGCCCGACUGGAUGCAGCUCACGGGUCUCAUCCACGACCUCGGCAAGCUGCUCUGCUUCUUUGGCGCCGAUGGUCAGUGGGACGUUGUCGGCGACACCUUCGUCGUCGGCUGCGCGCCCGAGGGUACCGUCUACCCACACACGUUCGAGAACAACCCCGACUUCCACGACGAGCGCUACAACACAAAGUACGGCAUGUACGAGCCCAACUGCGGCCUGCAAAACGUCAUGCUCAGCUUCGGCCACGACGAGUACCUCUACGAGAUCGCCAAGCGCGAGUCGACGCUCCCACAGGCGGCACUCGACAUGAUCCGAUACCACAGCUUCUACCCGUGGCACCGCGAGGGCGCCUACCGCCACCUCUGCGCACCCGAGGACGAAGAUGCGCUUGCAAACGUGCUCGCCUUCAACCCAUACGACCUCUACUCCAAGUCCGACUCGCCACCGGACCCCGUCGCCCUGCGCCCCUACUACGAGAGCCUCGUCGAAAAGUACUUCGGCGGCAAGGACCGCAAGAUCCAGUGGUAA
This is a messenger RNA of Moesziomyces aphidis, 1332 nucleotides long. NCBI's taxonomy places the organism in Eukaryota, Fungi, Basidiomycota, Ustilaginomycetes, Ustilaginales, Ustilaginaceae. The record is from the annotation of a GenBank genome assembly.